Messenger RNA from Solea solea (common sole), 3640 nucleotides. It is a transcript of the gene uts2r1, whose product is annotated as urotensin-2 receptor. Gene Ontology annotation, cellular component: membrane. The transcript is spliced from 5 exons. Gene Ontology annotation, molecular function: urotensin II receptor activity. The coding region runs from base 491 to 1582 and encodes 363 amino acids. The record is from RefSeq and is a predicted model, not a curated record. Gene Ontology annotation, biological process: neuropeptide signaling pathway; regulation of blood pressure; blood vessel diameter maintenance. Lineage: Eukaryota; Metazoa; Chordata; Actinopteri; Pleuronectiformes; Soleidae.
GCCUUCCCCCUCCCACUUUGGGCUUUUGAGUGAGAGUGCCUCAGCAGCAACAGCAGCAUGCUCCUCUCUCUCCCUCUCCCUCAUUCUUGCGCUCCCUCCUCGUCUACCUCAGGCACUCUCUCUCUCUUACUCUCCUUCAGUCACAGGGGGGGAUUCUCCGUAACCAGCUGUAGUUCACAGUGUGAGCCUCCCUACACUCACUCAUCAUCACCGUUCCUCUGAGGUUGUUCUGUCUUUAUUUUUUUUUUUUUGCAUUUUUCCACUCUGAAUUUAAUUCCUCAGCUGCUGAUGUCACAGCUUACAUCAAGUGUGUGUGUGGAUGCUACCAAGGUGCGAGGGAUGGGGAGAGGAGACAACUUUGAGGCUGCGGACACUGCACCUCUCCACUGAACCGAGACUCUUUGGACAGGAGCAAAGUGAGACAAAGCAUGGCUGAUGGACGUGCAGCCGAGUGUUGAACGACCCCUCGAUCCAGGGAGGCAGCUCAGAAAUGACCACCAUGUCCAUGGAGCCUGUGCGAGUCCUCUCAGAAAGGGGCACCAAUGCCACUGACCCCCCGGUGAACUCUCACGAGGACACCGCCGCCACCUUCACCAUCGGCACCAUCCUCUCCAUCAUGUGCCUCGUCGGCGUCUCGGGGAACAUCUACACCUUGGUGGUCAUGUGCCAGUCCAUGAGGACGGCGGCGUCCAUGUACAUCUACAUUAUAAACUUGGCUCUGGCCGACCUGCUGUACCUGCUCACCAUCCCCUUCAUCGUCUGCACACACUUCCUGAAGGGGUGGUACUUCGGGAACACGGGCUGCCGGAUUCUGAUCAGCAUGGACUUCCUGACCAUGCACGCCAGCAUCUUCACGCUGACCAUCAUGAGCACGGAGCGCUACUUUGCCGUGCUCAAGCCACUCGACACGGUGAAGCGGUCUAAAAGCUACCGGAAGGCCAUAGCUCUGCUGGUGUGGGCGGCCUCUCUUAUUCUGACUCUGCCGAUGGUUGUGAGCAUCCAGCUCAUGACAGUGGGCACCAAGGCCAUGUGUCAGUCCACCCUGUCCCGACUCUCCUACAAGGUUUACAUCUCCUUCCUGUUUUGCACUAGCAUCGUUGCUCCAGGACUGAUCAUCGGCUUUCUCUACACUCAGCUCGCACGCACCUACUGGGUUUCACAGACGGAGACCUUCAAACAGACCAAGAAACUCCCCAAUCAAAAGGUGUUGUACCUGAUCUUCACCAUCGUGCUCCUCUUCUGGGCGUGCUUCCUGCCGUUCUGGAUCUGGCAGCUGCUGUUCCAGUUCUACCCGACGCUGUCGCUCUCCGCCGAAGCCAAGCGCAACAUCAACUACCUGACCACGUGCCUGACGUACUCCAACAGCUGCAUCAACCCCUUCCUCUACACACUGCUCACCAAGAACUACAAGGAGUACCUGCGGAAGCACAAGCGCUCCUGGUCGGCUGGCAGCUACUUCAACAGAAGGAGCCGGUUCCAGCGUUCGCCCCGGAGGUCACCGUCGUCCAGCAGUCAGCAGUGUACGGAGAGCUUCAUGCUCACACACACGGCCUCCCUGCGAGCUCACAACAGCAGCUUGUGAGGUUUUGAUACGAGAGCGGAGCCUGCGGGGGUAAUAGGGAGAUGAAAUGAGACGCACAGUCGUGGACCCUGAAUGCCUCAUCACCUCCGCGAGGACAAUGACGACAGAAGCUUCUUUUGCAUUCGCAAUUAAGCAUCCAUGGACUCGACGUGGUUGUACGAGCACCAGCGGGGGACUGCUCGAGGAGAUGCUGUUCAAGACAAUUUAAAAAAAAACACUUUCACAUCAACUACAACAACAAAAAAGAAGACUCUUAACUUUUUAUGCCUUCUCAUAUGUUUACCGUCUGUCCUCCUCAAGCUGCAUUUGCGUCACCGACUUAUUUACUGGUGAUUGAGAGGAGAUCCUUCCACAGUGGGAGCGAAGCAGCUGGUGGUGCAAGAGGUACUGAUUCAACAGGGGUUUGAUUUUAGAAAAAGAAAAAACGUCGUAAAACAAAAAGGAAAAAUAAAACAUUAUUAUAGUGCCGUAAAAAUAACAAAAAAGAAAAACACAUGGCAGAUGAACUGGGCCUCUGUUGGGAGGAAUAUCUAAGAGUCGCAGGACUCUCAUAGCUGUACAGUGUCGCGAUAGACAGCAGCAGCUAGUUUGUUUAACUGAGCACAGGGAUAGUGGGAAACAUAGAUUAGCCGUGUCUAAAGGUAACAAAAUACAUCUCACAGCACCUUUCAUGGGGGACUCGCAUGAUGGUGAUGUGAUUUCUGCAGUAUCUGUCAUGGUUGGGUGCAUUUAUUUAAAAAAAAGUGUUGUCCGAGAACGUCGCUCGAAUGGUGUGGUGUUUGAGCUAAAUGUGCCACUCAGGCCUUGUCUAGACUGCAGCCCAAAUCUGACCAUACUAAAAUUGUCGUCUCUAGUCUCUUCCACAUGGAUUUCUAUACUUACAGACCAAAUACUGGGGGCUUUUAUUCUGAAAAAACCCCAAGAUGCUUAAUGUUGUAUUUGUGUAGGAAUGUCCCACGAAAUUGAAGCGUUGUGUUCCGUCAUCAGGCAAAAAUAAAACACUCUGACUGACGGAGUGUGUAGUCAAUGGAAGCUGAUACAUUGACUAAAGUCAAUUGCACCCAGCGAUACAUCUUCUGCUUAAAAAGAAAACCUCAUGUGGAUUUUGUUACCUUUUUUCCCCCCUUAUUACAGCCUUGAAGCUAAGCUAAAUAGCUGCUAGUGUGCAUCAUAUUUACAACACAGGCCUUUAUUGAUGUCAAUCUUCUCAUCUCAAUGGCAAGAAAGUGACUUACUAUUCCUUGAGGAAUAGAGGAGAUGCAACGACGAAUCAGAAAACAGCAGUGAUUUAAACAAAUUAGUUUGAAAGGAACUGCAAUUUCACUCUGGUGAAAACAUGAAGCCAAACUAGUCUGCAUAUAGUAAUCUGCCUGUAUUUAUUCUCAUCAUCCAUCACGUGUAACAACACUUUUUUUUUUUUUGCAGUGCUGUUUUCUGUUCAAAAUGCCGUCGCCAUGCUCUCGACAACACCAAAAUCAUAUUCAUCAGUGCCAAAAGUUACUCCACAUUGUAUAAAGAAAUAUGAAAAAAUGUCGCCUAGAACAACUGCUGUGCAUCAAGCCGGCAGCAGAGAACAGUCUCAUCUCCUGCUCACAGAAGCCUGAAUGCUACAGUGUCCAGCUGCUCGGCGGAAAUGAUUUUUGCCCUUUUUUUUAGAAAUAAAGAACAAACGCUGAAACAUUUCCUCAACAUCUUCAUCGUGAACUGAUUUACGUGGACUGAGGGUUGGAGUUUGCUUUAUAUAUAUAUAACGACGUCAACGUCGCGCAAAAACAAAAUGUCUCUUUGGCUCUGUGAAAUCACUCGAGAAUUUUGGUGAAUGUUUUUGAAUUAAUUGUACAAAAAAAAAAACACUGUUUAAAAUUUAAUAUAUUGGUUGUGGAACAAAUAAAUAAAUAAUAAAAUAAAAAAAUAAAAAAAAUGAAAAAAUGACCAUAUAGAUAUGAUAGCUGAUGUAUUUUGGUCUGUUUGCAGAUAUCUGAAUGCCUUUUGCAUGUCCGUAGUGUAACUUGAUGCUCCUGUGCAUUGCUAUAAAGUUCUACAAGAUCCCAACUAAAC